Myxocyprinus asiaticus (Chinese sucker) is the source of this 2455-nucleotide messenger RNA. RefSeq lists its product as uncharacterized. Lineage: Eukaryota; Metazoa; Chordata; Actinopteri; Cypriniformes; Catostomidae. Bases 1503 to 2042 code for a protein of 179 amino acids. The transcript has 5 exons. The record is from RefSeq and is a predicted model, not a curated record.
CGUUUGAGAGUGAAAGUGAAAGUAAUAAAGGAGGUGUUUUCAAUGUCAGUAGGAGGAGGGCAUUAAAGAGCAGCUCGUUAAACUACAAAAGCCAACACACAUUUCUUUUCCUUAUUAAAAAAGUUUUAUUCCUAAAGAAAUUCAUUGUAGUUUUGGAAUCAGGUGCAACAUUCAGUAUAUAGGAAACAUAUAUGAUGAGGACCACUUACAUAAGAUGAAGACUCAGUAACCUUAGAAAAGCUAUUUUAUUAUAGCCUAUCAGAGGGUCCCCUCAUGGGGGCUGCCAUGUUAGAAUCAGAUGACCAGCCGAAUACUACUCGCUUACUAUCCCUAAGCAGGGAUGGACGGAUCGAUACUAAAGUAUCGAUAAUUCCGAUACUGAUGUGGUAUCAAGAAUAUCGAUCCUCACAUAAAAAAUAUCGAUUAUGAAGGUUUUUUUUUUUUUUUUUCUAGACUAGUUAUAUUAUUAUUUAGAUAACAUGAAUAUGAAUGCAUCUCAUAAGCUUCGAAGUGGAAAAAAAAUAAUUCUGUGAGCAUGGCACCAGAACUAUUUUUUCUUCCGCUCAUCUUGACGCGCAGAAAUGCUAAAAUACACCAGCAGUCAGACAGCGCUCACCCUUUCAGUCAUAGCACUCGUUCAAAGAGGGAGCAGUGCUCUCCUGAGGUAAUGAGAAAAACAGCAUCUGGAGUUAUUCACACUAAGUAAUGACAAACCUAGAUGUGACGUAUUAUAAUGGGCUUGUGUGACCAUUUUUACAGGCUUAUUUAAAAUUUAGAGGUGUUAAAACAUUGAUAAUGAUCUUUAAUCCUCAUUAAUAAAUGAUACCCUUAUGAAAACUUACCAUGGAUUUUCUGUAGUAAUAUUGUAUUAACCAUGACUGUAUUAACCACGACUGUAGUAACCAUGUUUUUUUUUUUUCUUCUUCUUUUUGGCAGUAACCAAGGUUUUGAUACAAUUAACCAUGGUUUUGCUACAGCAUUACAAUAGUAUCCCAGUUGUAACUUGGUUUUAGUAAUAGUAACCAAAUAAUAAUAUCUAUGGUUAAUUUUGUGGUUUAAAUGUUGCUUAUACUUAUACAUUUUUAAAAGGUAAACAAAGCAGCCUAAUAAUUUUCCAGUUUAGGCCCAUAAAUAAAUAAAAAAAUGUAAGUAAUAAUUUAAGGUACUAUUUUUAUCCAAAGAAUUCGUAAAAAUUAAAUUUAUUAGAGGUAUCGGUAUUUGUAUUGAUAUCGGCGAUACUGGCCUAAAAGUACUUGGUAUCGGAUCGAAAAGAAAAUAAGUGGUAUCGCCCAUCCCUAUCCCGAAGUAACUGCCCUGAUACUGGACACUUUCAUGGAUUAAAUGAAUCAUGGAUGACUGUGCAUACUGAAUUUCUAAUAUGGGACCAGUAACUGAAAAUGAUUGAGUUUGAAUGAUUCUGCAUCCAUGACAAGACUAAUCAACAGUAAGAUAAGAAGCACAAAAGACAGUUUGAUCAAGACGAAGAACAGAAAGAGAGAAAAAUGAACCAAGAACAAUUACAUUCAGAAGAGGAAAUCAUUCAAGGAAACAACUACUUCAUAAUUGAAACUGGGAACUCAUGCAAUGCACACAAGAAGAUUUUAAAUUAUCUCCAAUAUCUAAGACCUGGUUUAAAGCAGGUGCAGACAGAAGGGCAGUGUGAUAUGAUUCUGGUUUUCUGCCCCAUAGUCUCAAGGGCAGGAACUGACAUGGAAUCUGCACUGAAUGAACUUAAUAAAUGUUCAGCAUCCAAACCAGCUAUUUUCAUUGUGCUCCAUCACACAUAUGACUCCAAUAUAAUCAUACCAGGCAGCAGCAGGUUUAUAAACAGGAGAAAUACAUUAACAGUGGACUGUCUGUUCCAUGAAGACAUGGGGUUAUUGAAUUGUGACAUCAAUAAUGAGGCAUUCACCAUUAUUGCAAAGCAUUUCAAACAACAGGAGAUGGAGAGUUGGGUGCUGUUUUUUAUCAAGAACUGGCGAGGCAUCUUGUUGGCCUCUGGCUGUCUCUUGACCAUCUACAUCAUGCACAGAAUUAUAUAACUAGCAAAAUAAGAGCUCUGAUGACUCUGCCCAACACAUAGAGAAGUGGAUCAAGAAAGAAAGCCAGUUCUUUUCUGCUAAAAAGCCUAAGAUAACUUCAAUAUCAGUAUUGUGUAGUGUCUCUCCUAUUUACUGUGGCUCCAUUUAGCUAAUAAUGUUGUUAUUAGUAAAGCUGAUUGGUUCAUCAUCUCUCUUUCCAGUAGGCCUAUGUGUUACUCUUUACAAUUCAUGUUACAUAAUUCAAAUCCAGUCUCAUGAAAAUUCAAAUGUGGGUGUACUAACAUUGUAUAACAUUGUAUUGUAACAAAAUAUACAUGUAUCAAUUACUAAGAGCAGAAAAAUAGCCAUGAAUAGUCAUAAAAAUUAGAUGUUAUGAAAUGCCAAAUGUGUUUGGAAUAAACAGAAAAACAGUA